AUGUCUCCUCUAAACAUCUCCAUCAUUGGGGCUGGCCCAGCCGGGUGUAUGCUUGGACGGAUUUUAUCAUUGUCCAAUAUCCCUUUCACAGUUUAUGAAAGCGAUGAGAGUCCAAACUAUCGUUCUCAAGGAGGCUCGUUAGAUUUACACCCGGGCACGGGCCUUGCGGCGAUGAAUGACGCUCAAUUAUGGGAUGAAUUCUUAAAACACGGCCGAUUCGACGGCGACUAUAUGAUGAUGGCCGACAAAGAACUUAAGCCAUUCAUACAGUUCGGUCCUGGCAAUAAGCUCAGCGAGCGGCCUGAAAUUGACCGUGCUGAGCUACGCCGGAUCUUAGCGGAAUCACUCCCGGAGGGAAGCAUCAAAUGGGGUCAUCGUCUAAGACGUGUCGAAGAAGGGAACAAUUUGGUCUUUGACCAUACAACAGUAUCCGGUUCCGAUCUCGUAAUUGGGUGCGAGGGAGGCUGGAGUAAGGUCCGAAGUUACGUUUCGCCGACGGUGAAACCACACUAUACCGGGGUUGGAUAUCAUGGUCUCCGGAUACCAGAUGCGGCAAACACCGCGCCAGAUCUCUAUAAAGUUGUCAAUCGCGGGAGCCUGUUUGCUAGCUCGAAUGGGCAGAGGUUGGGGGUACAGCAGCUCGGCACCGGUAGCCUGAGUGUCGCCUGGUGUUCGCGUCGUCCCGAAAAUUGGACGCAGACCUGCGGAUAUAACCCUCAUAAUGUCGAUCAAGUUAAGAAAGCAAUCCUCGAGGAAAUGCACGACUGGAGCCCACAGCUGCGGGAAGCGAUCGAAAAGGUCCAAGAAGGCAUAUGCGAAGCGAAGAAUCUAUACAUGCUUCCGGUUGGCUGGCGCUGGGAGCACCGCCGCGGCGCAACAUUCAUUGGCGAUGCCGCACAUUUGAUGACCCCGUUUGCUGGCGAAGGAGUGAACGCUGCGUUUGAUGAUGCGCGAAAACUCGCCGCCGCAAUCAUCAGGGCAAUCCAAGCGGGCGGCGGGCUAGAUGAGGUCGAUAAGGAAAUACAAACGGCCGAGGAGGAUAUGUUUAAGCGUAUGGAAAUAUACCAACGACAGACGGACGAGGUUACGAAGCUGUGGUUUUUCAGCGAGGAAAAUAUGAGGGAUGUUGUACCUAAAGUGAUGGUAGAGCACGCCAAGGCAAAGACGCCGACAGCCUUCCAUCCUUUAGCCUGGGGACUCAUUAAUUCAUAUUGGUUCUUCAAGAAUUGGUUCUUAAGCUGA
This is a messenger RNA of Daldinia childiae, 1242 nucleotides long. RefSeq lists its product as uncharacterized. The transcript has a single exon. The coding region runs from base 1 to 1242 and encodes 413 amino acids. The record is from RefSeq and is a predicted model, not a curated record. NCBI's taxonomy places the organism in Eukaryota, Fungi, Ascomycota, Sordariomycetes, Xylariales, Hypoxylaceae. Gene Ontology annotation, molecular function: FAD binding.